AUGGUUGCUCUCGACAUUGUCCGCGCUCACAACGCCUCGCUCAAAACCCUACCACCGAAUCUAGUCGCAGUAUUCGUCGGAGGCACAAGCGGGAUAGGCUUCUUCACUGCUCGCGAAUUCGUCCGCACGACCAUAUCCCCACAUGUAUAUCUGAUCGGCCGCAACGCGACAGAAGCCAGCAAGAUUAUGGAUGAGCUCAACUCGAUCAACAGCUCAUCCCAGGUUAGCUUCAUCCAAAAGGACAUCUCGCUCUUGAAGAAUGUGGACGAGGCAUGUAGUGAGAUCAAGAGCAAGGAGAAGCAAGUCAAUGUGCUGUUUAUGACGUGCGGAUACCUCACGAUGAAAGGAAGAGACGAGACAGCCGAGGGUCUGGACAGGAAGAUGGCUGUGCAAUACUACGCACGAAUGCGAUUCAUCUCUUAG
Alternaria novae-zelandiae is the source of this 423-nucleotide messenger RNA. RefSeq lists its product as uncharacterized. Lineage: Eukaryota; Fungi; Ascomycota; Dothideomycetes; Pleosporales; Pleosporaceae. The record is from RefSeq and is a predicted model, not a curated record. Bases 1 to 423 code for a protein of 140 amino acids. The transcript has a single exon. Gene Ontology annotation, biological process: secondary metabolic process.